AAACUUCUGUCAUCCCACUCAGUCGACCAUCAUCUUCAGUCGACCGAGACAGCCACGAUCGUCGAACCACUCACAAGGAACGCCAUCUCUUUGAAUUUCAGGUGUCUGGAAUGGAAACUGACAGGGAGACAUAUGAGAAAGCAAGGAUGCUGAAGGAAUAUAUAGCAAAUAUCAGGGCUGCAUACACGAGGGAUUUUACAAGUGAAGAUGAAGUAAAGCAGCAGAAAGCAGUUGCCACCUAUCUGAUUGAUAAAGUUGGUCUCCGCUCUGGAACUGAGAAGAAUUUUGGUACAACGGUUUUUUAUGGUUGCUGCGCGAUUAAAGUAGAGAAUGUAAGAGCAAUCCCUCCGAGCUCAUUGGAGUUUGUCUUCCAAAUAAAGGAUAUAACAUCGAAAAUUACUCUUGAAGUUGAGCUUCCUGUUUACAAGGCAAUUCUACAGUUGCGGACUGGGAAGUAUGAGGAUGAUUAUCUCUUUGACAAAUUGGAUACCACUAAAUUGAAUACACAUCUAAAUGAGCUGAUGCCAGGCCUUACAUUUGAAGUGUUUUGUAUAUACAAUACAUCUGUAACUUUGGAGAACAUGCUGAACAAGGAAAAUAUAGAGGGAGAUCUCUCUGACAUAAAUAAAGUUUUUUCACAUGCAUAUAAUCAGGUUUCUCCUGUCAUUCAUAGCAAUGCAACUACUUGCACUACUGUGAUGGGUGUAAUGCGCCACAAUGCGAGGCAGAUUGAUAAACUUCAGGGCACUUUGGAGCAGCUUAAAAAAGAUUUGGCCAAUGCAGAAGAAGGGAAGCUACUCAAAGAUGCUGAAGAGGAGAGAGAGUUGACAGAGCUACCGGAGUGGAAGAUAGCUCGCACAGCAUUUUCAAUUAGACAGCUGAAACGGAGAAUGGAGGAGGGGCCAAGACCAUACCCGUUGACGUCCAUGAUUGAAUACUGUUAUGACCCUAGGAUCGCUGUUGCGUGGUGCAGGCGUAAUGGAGUUCCUGUUGAGGAGACUAUCCCCACGGUCAGAUUGACACAGUGUGCCUGGGCAUUGGAUGUGGGCCCUGACUUCAGAUUCUGAAACUUAGAAAAGGUUGUUAUGGGUGUGUUUGUCGCAGAAAUAGAGACGUUGUACUAA
Molecule: messenger RNA, 1124 nt
Organism: Fragaria vesca subsp. vesca
Lineage: Eukaryota; Viridiplantae; Streptophyta; Magnoliopsida; Rosales; Rosaceae
Product: DNA topoisomerase 1-like
Exons: 11
Coding region: 111-1067 (318 amino acids)
Biological process (GO): DNA replication; chromosome segregation; DNA topological change
Cellular component (GO): chromosome; nucleolus
Molecular function (GO): DNA topoisomerase type I (single strand cut, ATP-independent) activity; DNA binding
Source: RefSeq, a predicted model, not a curated record